GAGGCGUCGAGGAGAAAAAUCCACAACGAGCUGCAGGAGGUCAAGGGAAACAUUCGAACUUUCUGCAGAAUCCGACCUGCGAGCUCGAAGGAGAGCUGCCUGUCUGUGGACGAGGACGCUGGCAAGGUCAUGCUGCCCUACAAUGGGGUCGACAACGACUUUCGCUUCGAUCGCUGCUUCGGCCAGACAAGGACCCAGCUGGACAUCUUCGAGGAGGUGAAGGACUUUGUGCAAAGCGCUCUCGAUGGCUACAACGUCAGUCUGCUCGCGUACGGGCAGACAGGUGCAGGAAAAACUUUCACGAUGCUGGGAGGGAGGGAGGAGGAGGCGAUGGGAAUCAUUCCUCGCUCGAUCAACCAGAUCCUCGAGACCGUCGCUGAGAUGAAGGACAACGGAUGGGAGUACGAACUUGCCGCCUCCUUCCUCGAGAUCUACAACGAGACGAUCCGCGACCUCCUCUGCGACGCCAAGACUCCUGCUGCACCUGCUCCCUCCUUCUUCUUUUGCUGCUGCUGCUGCUGGACUCCUCCUCCUCCUGUCCUCCUCCUGUCCUUCUCUUCCUGUUUCUCUUUCAUCUGCUACUCAUCGUCUGUUGUGCAGGGGACGGACAUGAACGAACGAUCCUCCAGAAGCCACACAGUCUUCCAGCUCCGCAUCAACGCCAAGCACGAGCAGCGCGGGCAGACUCUUCGCGGCAGCCUCCACCUGGUCGACCUUGCGGGAAGCGAAAGGCUGGCGAAGUCGAACGCGACAGGGGAUCGCCUCAAGGAGACUCAGAGCAUCAAUAAGUCGCUGAGUGCGCUAGGGGAUGUGAUGUCAGCCAUCGCAAAGAAACAGGCGCAUGUUCCCUACAGCAGAAACUCCAAGCUCACGUUCCUCCUUCAGCCUUGUCUGAGUGGCGACGGCAAAGCCCUGGUCAUCUUGGCUGCUUCUCCCGUCGAGUCUUCAGCGCACGAGACUCUCUGCUCUCUCCGCUUCGGCAACCUCAUAGCUCAGUGCGAGCUGGGCAAGGCAACGAGGCACGUGACGGGCCCGGCGAUGACAGGCAAGAGGGAAGAGGAGGAGGAGAGAGAAGAGUGA
Guillardia theta CCMP2712 is the source of this 1080-nucleotide messenger RNA. RefSeq lists its product as hypothetical. The record is from RefSeq and is a predicted model, not a curated record. The annotation marks the transcript as partial. Gene Ontology annotation, biological process: microtubule-based movement. NCBI's taxonomy places the organism in Eukaryota, Cryptophyceae, Pyrenomonadales, Geminigeraceae. Gene Ontology annotation, molecular function: microtubule motor activity; ATP binding; microtubule binding. The transcript has 11 exons.